GCUCUUCUCUCAACCCACUCCCAUCACGCCUCUUCUACCCUGCUCCUUUCUUUCACCAUGACCAUGGACAUCCUCUCCAUUGCGACCACCUUCCUCUUCCCCCUCGUCCUUAUCCUCUUCCUCGUCCACCGCCGGCUCCGCGCCGCACCUCCCCUCCCGCUACCCCCAGGCCCCCGUGGCUGGCCUCUCCUCGGCGCACUCCCCCUCCUCAGCCCCCUCCCCCACUCCGCCCUCGCCAACCUCGCCAAGCGCUACGGCCCCAUCAUGUACCUCAAGCUCGGCACCCGCGGCUUCGCCGUCGCCUCCUCCCCGGCCGUUGCCCGCGCCUUCCUGCACACCCUCGACGUCCAGUUCGCCGACCGGCCCAUCAACAACGCCGCCCGCAACGUCGGCUACGCCGGCGAAGACCUCGUCUGGGCCGACUACGGUCCUCGCUGGAAGCUCCUCCGCAGACUCUCCAGCGUCCACCUUCUCGGCCCCGGCGCCGUCUCCCAGUGGUCCUCCGCCCGCCGGUCCGAGUUGAACCGCAUGGUCCAAGGCAUCCUCAACCUGAACCGCCACGGCAAGCCGGUCGAGGUCCACGGGAUGGUCAUGCAGGGUCUGGCCAACAUACUGGGGCUCGCCAUACUGAGCCGCCGGGUGUUCGACUCGGAUGGGGCCGAGUCGAGCGAGUUCAAGAGCAUGGUCUUGGAGGUGAUGAAGCUGUCGGGGUUGACCAACAUAGCGGACUUCAUACCGUCCAUGAAGUGGCUCGACGUGAAUGGUAUAGAGCGUCGCCUGAAGACCCUGCACAAAAAGUUCGACGCGCUCAUGACUCGGAUGCUCAGGGAGCACGCCGAGACCGCCGGCCAGCGUGAAGGGAAGCAGGAUUUCGUGGAUCAUCUCCUGGCCAAUAUCAAAUCCUCGAAAGGUGCGGAGAUGCUGUCAGAUGUCAACAUCAAGGGACUUAUUGUGGAUAUGUUUAUCGCGGGAACGGAUACAUCCUCGAUAACGAUUGAGUGGGCGUUUACUGAAUUGUUAAAGAACCCUUCGAAGCUCAAGCGUGCACAGCUCGAGCUGGACGAAGUAAUUGGCAGAGACCGCAUGCUCGAAGAAUCUGACAUCCCAAAGCUCCCAUACCUUCAAGCAAUAUGCAAGGAAGUUCUCCGGAAGCACGCGACUACACCACUAAACCUCCCUCAUAUAUCCAACCAACCCUGCGAGAUUGAUGGUUACUACAUCCCUGAAGGAACAAGGCUUUUAGUUAAUAUAUAUGCCAUUGGAAGGGACCCUGAUGUAUGGGAGAACCCUCUCGAGUUUAAUCCCGAGAGGUUCUUGAGUGGCAAUAUUGCCAAAAUAGACGUGAAAGGCACUGACUUUGAGUUGAUACCUUUCGGAGCUGGGAGGAGGAUUUGUGCUGGAAAGUAUCUGGGGAUGCUCUUUGUGCAGUCCAUCUUGGGCACGUUGAUACACGCAUUUGAUUGGAAGAUGCCUGAUGGAGUGGAGGUCGACAUGGAAGAGUCUGCUGGUCUUGCACUUCAGAAAGCUAAUCCGAUCACUGCUUUCGCUACCCCGCGUUUAGCACCCAGUGCAUACCAUUGACGAAGGUAUAACGUUAUCACCUUUUUGAUGCAGGUACUGGGUCAGCGUCAAUGGUAUUCGGAUUAUUAGGAUUUAGGAUAUGGUGAUUGGCUUCGCAAAUAUGAAUUCAGAUAUGGAGCCUCUCUUAUCUCACUUUUGGCUGCUAUUAAUAUGAAAUGGAACAAUAAAUACGUGUAUGACUUCUUUGCAUACAUAUGGAGCUCUCCUACCAUCUACUUUCUGCUUCAACCAUAUCAUGUAGAUGGAGUUGUGAAAGAAAUAAAUUAUGUUUUAUGGUCACCAUAAACCUCAUCAAAUUUGCAAUUGUAAUUGAUCAGCAUGUGCUUGUGUUUGGAGAAUUAA
Phoenix dactylifera (date palm) is the source of this 1923-nucleotide messenger RNA. Its product is annotated as flavonoid 3',5'-hydroxylase-like. Gene Ontology annotation, molecular function: oxidoreductase activity, acting on paired donors, with incorporation or reduction of molecular oxygen; iron ion binding; heme binding. NCBI's taxonomy places the organism in Eukaryota, Viridiplantae, Streptophyta, Magnoliopsida, Arecales, Arecaceae. The record is from RefSeq and is a predicted model, not a curated record.